This is a messenger RNA of Cryptomeria japonica (Japanese cedar), 1021 nucleotides long. RefSeq names its product 2-C-methyl-D-erythritol 2,4-cyclodiphosphate synthase, chloroplastic. Bases 119 to 862 code for a protein of 247 amino acids. Gene Ontology annotation, molecular function: 2-C-methyl-D-erythritol 2,4-cyclodiphosphate synthase activity. The transcript has 4 exons. Gene Ontology annotation, biological process: terpenoid biosynthetic process. NCBI's taxonomy places the organism in Eukaryota, Viridiplantae, Streptophyta, Pinopsida, Cupressales, Cupressaceae. The record is from RefSeq and is a predicted model, not a curated record.
AUUCUCCGGGUGUGCUUCCUACAAAAAAGAGGACAAGAUUCUUUGUUUUUGGCGGUUUCCGGGCGCAUUCCUUAUAAAAGCAAGAGUGAGCUGUUAAAAUGCAGAGAAGAGCAAAGACAUGGCAUCCAUAAGAGCCUCAGCCUCUACCGCUACCACUGUAUCGAAAUUAUCUACCCAGUCGACCUUCAAAGCGGCGGAGAGGGAUGGAGGUAGAGUAAAUGUGAGUCUGAGCGUGGGUAUUCGCAAGCCAUCCAACUUGAAAUUCUUAUCAAUUAAAAGGGAUCGAUUGAAACAUGAAGAUAUGACAUUUACAAGGUUGGCUUCACCCAGCGGUGUAACUUACACUUCCACUGAAACUAGUGAUGCUGUAUCUGCACCUGUGCUGCCAUUCAGAAUUGGGCAUGGUUUUGAUUUGCACCGGUUGGAGCCAAAUUUGCCCCUUUUCAUAGGAGGAAUCAAGAUACCUCAUGACCGAGGAUGUGAAGCUCAUUCUGAUGGGGAUGUCUUGCUUCACUGCAUUGUGGAUGCAAUUCUCGGAGCAUUGGGCCUUCCAGACAUUGGACAGAUCUUCCCUGAUAAUGAUCCAAAGUGGAAGGGGGCAGCAUCUUCAGUGUUUGUAAAAGAAGCGGUCAAACUUAUGCAUGAGGCAGGAUAUGAGCUUGGCAACUUGGAUGCAACAUUGAUUUUGGAGAGACCGAAAUUAAGCCCUCAUAAGGGGGUAAUACAAGCCAACCUUUGUGCGUUGCUUGGGGCUUCUUCUUCUGUUAUUAAUAUCAAGGCUAAGACACACGAGAAGGUUGAUAGUCUUGGGGAGAACCGCAGUAUUGCUGCUCAUACAGUUGUACUUCUUAUGAAGAAAUAAUUUUAUUUGCAUCUUCAAGUAGAUCUUGGAAACUGGUUGUAAAAGUAGCUUUUGGGAAGAGCAGCUUGUUACCCUGGCAUUGAAAAAAAUUCCAGGCACAAAUAGUUAAACAUCUUCCCCUCCCCUUGAAAAUAAUGGUAACUUCUAUGUUCUAUCCAA